Schistosoma spindalis is the source of this 1464-nucleotide messenger RNA. The record is from the annotation of a GenBank genome assembly. Lineage: Eukaryota; Metazoa; Platyhelminthes; Trematoda; Strigeidida; Schistosomatidae.
AAUAUAUAUGCACUGUAAGGUUACAAUAACAUUCCUUAUGCAAGAAAAUAUUACUAUAAUUAGAUCCUGAAGGAAGAAAAAUCCAAUUUAUCUUAAAUGGCCGAUCCGCGGUUCCAACCACCAUACAACGAACCACCAUAUCCAUAUGGAUUACCACCACCACCACACUUAAGCGAACCACAAGGUCCAUAUCCAGCUCAACCAUAUUGGCAAGGAGGAGAUGGUUACCCAUAUGGAAAUUACAAUGAAAAUCCACAUUCUAACAGUAACAACAUUGGUGGUGAAGGUGGACGCAUGGAGAAUCAAUUCACUUCAUCAAGCUUUAGUGAUAAAAAAAUUCGUCAUGCAUUUAUUCGUAAAGUAUACUUUACUCUUAGUGUACAAUUAUUAUUCACAUUUGGAAUCGUCUGUAUUUUUUGCCUUGUUAAACCUGUGACGAAUUGGGUCCGCCGUAAUCCUUGGUUCUACUAUUUAGCCUAUGCAAUAUUUUUCGUAACGUAUUUAGUACUUGGCUGUAUUGUAAGUGUACGUAGAAGAUUCCCUGGGAAUUAUAUAUGCUUAACUGUAUUUACAUUGGCAUUAUCCUAUAUGGCUGGUUCGAUUGGUGCAUUCUACGGAGCUGAAGCAGCUUUAAUUUCUGUAGCACUGACAUUUGCUCUAUGCAUCUGCAUAACUCUGUUUGCAAUGCAAACACGUUUUGAUUUUACAAUGUGCUCUGGUUUUUUAUUUGUAUUUAGCUGUGUUGUUAUGCUUACUGGGAUUGCGAUCAUGAUUGUAUACUUUGUUUUGGGACCAAAUAAGAUUCUACAGGGUGUUUAUAGUGGUAUACUAACCCUAUUAUUUGGUUUGUAUUUGGCUUACGAUACACAACUAAUAAUGGGUGGAAGAGAAUUUGAACUUGAACCAGAAGAGUAUAUAUUUGGUGCAAUGCAACUUUAUGUGGAUGUUGUAUUCAUGUUUAUGGCUAUAGCUGGUAUUGCACGUGCAGCCUCGUGAAUUAUUGACUAAACCGAUGAAUCAAUACAAAAGCGUAUAUAUGAUAACCGAAACUUAUUAAUAUUAUUGCCAAAGGAUAUAAUUUUUCUUGUUUGAAAUUACACUGAUUAUUACGUAUACAGAAUAAGUAAUAUAAUCAAUAAUUUGAUAAUAAUCUAAACGAAAAACUAACAAAAGCAGAAACAGAUUAUCAUUAUUUUGUGAAUAUGUACGAAAUGUAAUCUAUUUUCUUUUUUGUUUUCUUUCAAUGUGUCUUUAUUGCAGUUUAUUGACUUGAACCAUGUACGAAUUUCGAAAAACAAACUGUUUGAUCGAAAUCAACACUAAACUUGAUGAAAUAUUCGUAUCCUAAGUAUUUCUUAUUCAAUAUAAGUGCGUAAAUCAUAUUUGAAAUAUCAAUAAUAAAUAAAAUUGGGUAUUGAAUUCCUUCAUACAGUAUUCUUUUCUUAUUUUGUGCAACACGAAAAU